AAAGCGUAGGGAUUCAGAGCGGUGCCCACGGGAAAGCUCUGGGGCUGGGGGAUUUUGUGCAAAAACACGCUUCUUCCCAACAACUGUUCACCUGAGCCUGCACCCCUUCCCCCUUCCCUCCUCCUGUAACAGAAAACAGGGCUUGGGGCCCCCCAUAGGGCUGGGAGCCCCUCCGGGAGCUGGGCUUUCAGGGGACCAGCAGUCAAGCAACAGGUUUGUCCUCCCACAUCAGCUGCUUGCCACCUGCGAGAGGGCCCAGCCUGGGGUCUUGGCACAGCGGGUGAGGCGAGGCAAGCCCCGCUUUCAGCCCGGGGGCUGCCCCCCUCCAUCCCCCACCCUCCAUCCUCUUCCUCCCCCGGGGCUGGCGCUCCGCCCCAUGCCCGGAGGCGGGACCGGGGCUGGCAAGGAGCAGGACCGAGCUGCACAGAGGGAGCAGGUGGACAGACAGACAGACCAGCUGCUCACAUGGCACCCGGCCCCUUCCCACAGCGCUGCUCCGGCCCCAUGUGUCCGCCACAGAGCCCCUGGCUUGGAUGCGCAGGCUGGUGUCUUCUGGGGAACUGAUGUCUUCGGUCCGGACUCCCCUCCGAUGGCUCUGAUCUCCUCUGCCACCCUCUCCACCCCCAGCCCAGGACCCUCAUCCUCUCCCCCAGGAGCAGGGAUGCUCGCUUUCCUCCUGGCGAGCUGUACCAGCCACCCGCGUGUCGCCCAGGAGUAUUUUCCUGCCACACGUCCCUGCCUCGCUGGGUGAUCAAACCCCCUCGGUCUGUGGAAAUUCUCCUUGCUUCGUCUGUAUCUUCAGGGACUGGUGUCAAUCUGGAUUUUGGAUCUUCACCCACCCCAGUCCUUGACCUCAUCCUAUUUGUUCCUUGCUCUCGGCUCGUCCUGCCCUGCAGAAGGCUUAAAGAAGCGUGGACAGAUUCCCUUGGAGGUACGUCAGCCAUGGGCCGCCGGCUCAUCCGUGGUCUCUCUGGAGCGGCAGUCUUCCUGGUCAGCGUGGCCCUCCUCUCCGUACGGCACCGUGGGGCUCAGGAAACAUCUGGGGAAACAUCCCCAGGGCUCAGAGAGGGGAUGCCGGAGAACCCAGAGCGAUGGACGCGUGCAAGUCCAGAGGAUGCCGCGAGAGGUGGUGGCAGGGGGCAGAAGAACCUGCAAAUCCAACCUCCGGGGGAAUAUAGGACUGAAGGAAGCCUGACACUUGGAGACGUCUUCAUAGCUGUGAAGACCACCAAGAGAUUUCACCAGAGCAGGAUGGAGCUGCUCCUGGACACGUGGAUAUCCCGGGCAAGAGAGCAGACCUACGUCUUCACUGAUGAAGAAGAUGAUGCCCUGAAGAGAAGAAUGGGUGACCACGUGGUGUUCACCAACUGCUCCACCGAGCACAGCCACCUGGCCCUCUCCUGCAAGAUGGCUGCUGAGUUCGACGCGUUCCUGGCCAGCAGCCGGAGCUGGUUCUGCCAUUUGGAUGACGACAACUAUCUGAACCCUCAGGCCCUCCUGCAGCUGCUGUCCUCCUACUCGGCGACGCAGGAAGUCUACCUGGGGAAACCCAGCCUGAACCGACCCAUCCGGGCCUCCGAAACACUGCCCAACAACCGGACGAAAUCUGUGCGCUUCUGGUUUGCCACAGGAGGGGCUGGGUUCUGCAUCAGCCACAAGCUGGCAAGGAAGAUGAUGCCUUGGGCCAGUGGCAGGAACUUCCUGAGCACUUCAGAGCUCAUCCGCCUGCCAGACGACUGCACCAUGGGGUACAUCAUCGAGUGCAAAGUCGGUGGGCAGCUGCUGCCCAACGCGCUCUUCCACUCCCACCUGGAGAACCUGCAGCUCAUCCCCACCUCCCGUCUCACGCAACAGGUCACACUCAGCUAUGGUGUCUUUGAGAACAAGCUCAACGUUAUCGAACUCGGUGGUCCCUUCUCACCGCAGGAAGAUCCCUCAAGGUUUCGAUCGCUCCACUGCCAUCUCUACCCUGACACCUCCUGGUGCCUGCAGGCUGUUGGCUGGUGAUUCCCAAGCCUCAGCUACAGUGGGUCCUGCCGACCUCCCUUCGCCUUGUGCUUGUAGGGGGUGAAACACGGAAGAAGCUCAGUGCUCCCAACCUCCCCUUUGCUGUGGCGGUCUUGGGUCCUUGCUGAGUACCAGUGACACGGGACAUGAGAGAUCUGUG
Molecule: messenger RNA, 2167 nt
Organism: Oxyura jamaicensis (ruddy duck)
Lineage: Eukaryota; Metazoa; Chordata; Aves; Anseriformes; Anatidae
Gene: MFNG
Product: MFNG O-fucosylpeptide 3-beta-N-acetylglucosaminyltransferase
Exons: 8
Coding region: 943-2007 (354 amino acids)
Biological process (GO): regulation of Notch signaling pathway
Cellular component (GO): membrane
Molecular function (GO): O-fucosylpeptide 3-beta-N-acetylglucosaminyltransferase activity
Source: RefSeq, a predicted model, not a curated record